GAACCGUAAUCACUAGACAAUGAAUAUAUAAACGAGCAAUGGAGUGUGUGCCUCAGUCUGGAGUGGAUCGCGAACUCGGCAACAUGAGGACGAGCACCGUGCUCCUGCUGUGCCUGGGCCUGGGGGCGGCCCUCGCCCUGCCCGUCGACAACGCCCAACCCGAGAAGGAGGAGGCCGUCGCGACCCCCGCCGUCGUGAAGGAGGAGGCCCUCGCCGAGGCCGCCAAGGAGGUCAUCGAGGAGGCCGUCAAGGACGUCGCCAAGGACUCCGACGAGGAGCCCUCGGACCACACGCACACGCACACACACGCCGUGGAGGAGGAGAGCCAGAGCAAGCUGGCUGCCAUCCUGAUGCCGGAUCGUGCCAAGCGAUCGCCCACCUUCAAGGGCAAGUACGGCGGCUACGGCGGCUACGGAGGCUACGGCGGCGGCGGCGGCGGCUGCUGCAACCCCUGCGGCCAGUGCGGCGGCGGCGGCGGCUACCCCCAAGGCGGCUACUACCCUCAAGGCGGCGGCGGUGGGCAGUCUUACUCCCAGAGCUCCUCGCAGAGCUCCUCGCAGUCGUCCAGCUCCAGUGGUGGCUACGGCAAAAAGUGAUCAAACUAGUGACUUAGUGGUGUCGGCAUAUCAGUGACCAAGACGAUAGUGACUACGCAGUGAAUACGGACCGAGACGGACGGACCCACCAGCUGAUCAACAAACGAAAAGUGACAUCUUUCCGAAAAGAAGUGACAGAUUUUCGGCAAGUGGACACCUCCACGUCGAUACUACUACUGUACCUGUAUUCUCGACUCAUCUGGAAUCUCGUGAAAGUGACAGAAAUUUUUAUUGUGUUGACUUCUUCCGGAUGCCGAUUGGAUGACGAUGACUCAAAUGUGAUAAAUGUGUAUUGGAUCUAUGUUUCAAUAAACAAUAACUUAUUAAUA
Messenger RNA from Thrips palmi, 925 nucleotides. Its product is annotated as single-stranded DNA-binding protein-like. Bases 39 to 596 code for a protein of 185 amino acids. The record is from RefSeq and is a predicted model, not a curated record. The transcript has 3 exons. Lineage: Eukaryota; Metazoa; Arthropoda; Insecta; Thysanoptera; Thripidae.